Molecule: messenger RNA, 801 nt
Organism: Emys orbicularis (European pond turtle)
Lineage: Eukaryota; Metazoa; Chordata; Testudines; Emydidae
Product: uroplakin-3b-like
Exons: 6
Coding region: 1-801 (266 amino acids)
Cellular component (GO): membrane
Source: RefSeq, a predicted model, not a curated record
AUGGAGCUGCCGCUGCUGCUGCUGGUGCUGACUGGGAUCUGCGCGGGCAGGGUCCUAGAGACGGUCCCCUACACGCCCCAGAUCACUGCCAAGUCGCUGGAAGGGAAGCUCACCGCGACCACCUUCACGCUGGACCAGCCCAUCUGCAUCUUCGAUCAGUACGUGAACAGCACCGAUGACAUCUGGCUGGUCGUUGCCUUCACUAACGUCACAUCCCAUUUCAAAAAUCCAACCUCAAAGACCCAAAUCCCUCCCUACCAGAAGCUAUCGACCGCUCUCCAUUACAUGACGCUGAAGACUUCCAUAGCCUUCUACCCAUGUGCUGAAAACAGGGCCCCUAGCGUGCUCCGGGUUGGCAGUGACACGUCCUGCAAAGACGACCGCAGCCUGGAGUACUGCAACGGACCCCUGCCUCAUCCCGGGCCUUACAGAGUGAAAUUUCUCAUCCUGGAUACCAAUGGGUCCAAGGCAGAGACAAGAUGGUCCCAACAAAUUAUACUGAAGCAAGGUCGCAAGGCGCGCUCCAUCGACACCUGGCCCGGGAGGCGCAGCGGCACCAUGGUCGUCAUCACUUCCAUCCUCUCCAGCUUCAUCGGCGUCCUGGUGAUCUUGUUCCUGUGCACAGUCGCCUACGAGUGCUUUAAGCUUUGGCGGCGAGAGGAGCCCGCGGUCCCGGAGGAGCCACGCGCCGGGUCCUUCAGAGAGAGGGAGUACGAUACCCACCACAUCCCCCCGUCGCAGGCUCCACCCCAGCCCCCCAGCGACGUGCCCCGGCCUCACUCGCCAGCCGCCUCCCCAUAG